AUGUACCACCUCCAGGUUGUAACAGGGUUACCUGGUGGGUGGUGGGGUUACCUGGUGGCUGGUGGGGUUACCUGGUGGGCGGUGGGGUUACCUGGUGGGCGGUGGGGUUACCUGGUGGGCGGUGGGGUUACCUGGUGGGCGGUGGGGUUACCUGGUGGGCGGUGGGGUUACCUGGUGGGCGGUGGGGUUACCUGGUGGGCGGUGGGGUUACCUGGUGGGCGGUGGGGUUACCUGGUGGGCGGUGGGGUUACCUGGUGGGCAGUGGGGUUACCUGGUGGGCGGUGGGGUUACCUGGUGGGCGGUGGGGUUACCUGGUGGGUGGUGGGGUUGCCUGGUGGGCGGUGGGGUUACCUGGUGGGCGGUGGGGUUACUUGGUGGGCGGUGGGGUUACCUGGUGGGCGGUGGGGUUACCUGGUGGGCGCAGGGGUUACCUGGUGGGCGCAGGGGUUACCUGGUGGGCGGUGGGGUUACCUGGUGGGCGGUGGGGUUACCUGGUGGGCGGUGGGGUUACCUGGUGGGCGGUGGGGUUACCUGGUGGGCGGUGGGGUUACCUGGUGGGCGGUGGGGUUACCUGGUGGGCGGUGGGGUUACCUGGUGGGCGGUGGGGUUACCUGGUGGGCGGUGGGGUUACCAAGUGGGAGGUGCAUCAUCACGGGGGAUGGCACCUUCCCCAUAUUCACCUCCCCCUCGUCCAGCCCCUCCGGCGGGUAG
Molecule: messenger RNA, 711 nt
Organism: Closterium sp. NIES-65
Lineage: Eukaryota; Viridiplantae; Streptophyta; Zygnematophyceae; Desmidiales; Closteriaceae
Source: the annotation of a GenBank genome assembly